UGCGCCAUGAGGCUCAGGCACCAGGAUCAACGCUGUGCGGCUCUUUUGCAGCUAGUGAGGAACGAGAAACACACUCGUCGGUAUUAAACCUGAACCGAAGCAGCUGCACAUCAGCGUCAUACCACUAGUCAGAAGCCGCCGUCGACCAUGAUGAACGGACAGAUGAACGGUUUCCACAACUCCCUCAUUGACGAGGACUGCUUCUUGUUCACCUCAGAGUCGGUCGGGGAAGGACACCCCGACAAGAUCUGUGAUCAGAUCAGCGAUGCGGUUCUGGACGCCCACCUCAAGCAGGAUCCCGAUGCCAAAGUUGCAUGUGAGACCGUUGCCAAGACUGGGAUGAUCCUUUUGGCCGGUGAGGUAACAUCUCGUGCCACUGUAGACUAUCAGAAAGUUGUCCGGGACACAAUCCGCCAAAUCGGAUAUGAUGACUCAUCCAAAGGCUUCGACUAUAAGACCUGCAACGUUCUUGUGGCUUUGGAGCAGCAGUCUCCUGACAUCGCUCAGGGUGUCCACGUUGACCGCAAUGAGGAGGACAUCGGAGCUGGUGACCAGGGCUUGAUGUUUGGAUAUGCCACGGAUGAGACUGAGGAGUGCAUGCCUCUCACAAUUGUCCUUGCCCACAAGCUGAACGCUAAGAUGGCUGAACUGCGCCGUGAUGGCACUCUUCCCUGGCUCCGGCCAGACUCAAAGACACAGGUCACUGUGCAGUACCGCCAGGACCGCGGCGCCAUGCUCCCGGUGCGGGUGCACACCAUUGUUGUCUCUGUGCAGCACGAUGAGGACAUUUGCCUGGAGGAGAUGAGAGAUGCCUUGAAGGAGAAGGUCAUCAAAGCUGUUGUGCCCUGCAUCUAUUUGGAUGACGACACCAUCUAUCACCUGCAGCCUAGUGGACGAUUUGUCAUAGGGGGUCCGCAGGGUGAUGCUGGCCUCACUGGACGUAAAAUCAUUGUUGACACUUAUGGAGGCUGGGGAGCGCACGGUGGUGGAGCCUUCUCUGGGAAGGAUUACACUAAGGUUGACCGCUCUGCUGCUUAUGCUGCACGCUGGGUGGCCAAGUCUCUAGUGAAAGCUGAGCUCUGCAGAAGAGUUUUGGUCCAGGUGUCCUAUGCCAUUGGAGUUGCCCAUCCCCUCUCCAUUUCGAUCUUUCACUACGGGACAUCCAACAAGAGUGAGAGGGAGCUGCUUGACAUUGUGAAGAAGAACUUUGAUCUCCGUCCUGGAGUCAUCGUAAGGUAAUGUAUAACCCCGACACCACCUGCUACCUCAGCAUCUGGCUCGCUCCUUUCUUCGGGCCUUGAAUUGGCCUUUUGUGUGUUUUUUUUACUUGGGUAUUUGAUUUAAAAGUUGGUGAAUUAAGAGAUUUAUUGUGAAAACUGCACAGCUGCAGUUUUUCCUUUGCCACAGCUGGUGCUUUCACCUCUGAUCUUAAAGCUGAGUUUGCCUUAUUACUUAAAUACAUACUCACAUGGGUAUUAGUUUGGGCUAAAGUCACAUUUUUUGGGGCAGAUACAAAUGUUGCCUGACUUAAUGAAGCCUUCUAGCUUCUAGUUAGAUAAGCAUUUUCUCCACAAAUUGAGGGCGGUAUCCAUCUGCAAGCUACAGUGUCCAGUUUGGAUGGCAGGGUAAGUGUUGAAGCUUCACGUGUUUCCCACGUUACCAGCCGCUCUAGUUAACCCUGGUUUUUAUUUUGGUAGCUCUCGACACACUCCACUGGCCAAUAUGAGCGUAAUGCCUGUGUGUGAGUAUGAACGUGUGCAUCUGCCUUUUCCCACUGACUGCUGCUAAAUAUGUUGAUUAUGUAUUCCAGGGAGCUGGAUCUGAAGAGGCCCUUGUAUCAGAAGACCGCAGCGUAUGGCCACUUUGGCCGAGACUCCUUCCCAUGGGAGGUGCCCAAAAAACUAAAAUGCUAAACCUGUUAAGCUUUUCCCCCCCAGGCUUGUUGGUGUAUACUACAGAGAAGCCUCCAAGGUUCCAGGGGGUGAAAUGCACUUAUCUCUCAAAAUAAUGGUAUCAUUUAACACAUGACUCCUUCCUCUAAGCUCCACUUCCCUCCCUUGUCUUGUUUCUGUUUUCUGCUGGUCUCAGUAUCUUGCUGGGUCUUAGGAGGCAUGCCUCAGAAUCUGUUAAACUAUUGGAUGGGUUCCAUGAACCCAUGCACUGUAGUACUUCAUGUUCUCCCACGUCUUGAGGUUCCCUGCUUCUCGUUGUGAUAGGCCCUGAAUAGCUGUGUUCUUUUGCUUUUUUGGCAUUCCACACUCGUCAAUAGUGUCAGCCUUUUAAUCAGUGUCACGGCGGGAGCAUAUUGGGCAAUAUGCAACACCCCAUGUAAUAUACUGGUGCUACAAAAUGAAUCUGCAUCUUAAAAUGUUCUCGUCCAUUUAAAAGCAGAAUUUGAAAGUAGGAGAUCCUGUUAUUUGGCAUCUUCCCAAACCUAUUUAGCGUUAUUCUAAACAUUCCUCCUCGUCAGUCUGACCCACUGUUCUUUUUCCUUUUUUUGUUGGCUUUAUUCCCUCGUCUUUGUGGAGGAUGUUAGAAUGGCACAAUUAAAAUUGAAGGGUUGUUGCUUUUUGUCACUAGAAAUGCUAUGCAUUGCAGGAUAUGGGGUGCGCCAAAUUGUAAUUAUAUAAGCUCUUACAUGAGCCUAAAACCUCAGAUGCCCCUACAGACCGUUGCUGUUUUCUGACGUAAUACAGAAAAGUCAGAAGCUGCUAUGUCACUGCUCUGGUCUGCAGAGGUAUUGAUUUAUACUUGACGAUUGGUAAAAUUGGAUUGUUUAUGCAUUGAAUUCAAUUUUAAGUGAGCCCUUUUUAAAAUGUAGUCUCGCAAGCUUUUUUUAUGGUUUGACUGAAAGCCCCUUUUACCCCUCUAUGUAUAUAGAUGGCAGGUGUAGCUACAGAGAAACCUGGCUCCCAUCUGUAUCCUGAAAGGGUGUGUUCUUAUUGAUCUUAUUGGCUAGGAAUCAAACCUCGUCACUAUUUAUUUGUUCUCUGAAACGCGGCGUGGAUACAGAGAAGCCGAUAUUUCAGAAGGCAGCUUUAGAAACAUUGAAUCUUGAAUUCCUGCUGACUUGAUCAGUUUUCAGUGUUUUGCUUGAGGCCCCAGAGUGUACUACAGAAAAGCUUUGGUCUGCCUCAAGAGAACUUGUCACUGACUAGAAUUAAUGACGAUUUUACAACCAUUUAAUUUUUUAGACCACAGAUGUUAUCUUUAAGUGGAUUAGUUUAAAAUCCCCUGAAUGUCUGGUGCAAUUUUCUGGCUCUGGCCUAUCUUCAUGAAUGGGAUGGCAACAUUUGGUUGGUGUAGUACAGAGAAACCAGCCUUGUUUACAUAGCCAUCCCCAUGUGUUGGAUAGAGUUGGUUUGUUGUUCCCUUGUACCACUCAAGAGCAUCCUGUUGGCUACAGUAAGUUAAGAGUGCCUUUUCUAUUUCCUCCUCUCCUCAUUUCUUUUUUUUUUCUCCUCCCACCAACAUGCGUUAAACUUCCAGAGGAACAAGUAGCUCAAACUGUUAUCCUUCAUGUCUACAUGGGUAGUUUCUUUAUGCUCUGUAAUAAACAACUACUCCUUAAAAGUU
Platichthys flesus (European flounder) is the source of this 3576-nucleotide messenger RNA. It is a transcript of the gene mat2ab, whose product is annotated as methionine adenosyltransferase 2Ab. The transcript has 8 exons. The coding region runs from base 148 to 1239 and encodes 363 amino acids. Gene Ontology annotation, biological process: S-adenosylmethionine biosynthetic process. Gene Ontology annotation, molecular function: methionine adenosyltransferase activity; ATP binding. The record is from RefSeq and is a predicted model, not a curated record. Gene Ontology annotation, cellular component: methionine adenosyltransferase complex; cytosol. NCBI's taxonomy places the organism in Eukaryota, Metazoa, Chordata, Actinopteri, Pleuronectiformes, Pleuronectidae.